GAGAGAGCGAGAGAGAGAGAGAGAGAGAGAGAGAGAGAGAGAGAGAGAUUGAUUUCGUAGGCACGGACACGAGGGGGCGGGCCUCGUUAGUCCAUUCGUGUGGACGCGCCCGGACGCCGCGUUCCGUCCGCGCUUUCCCAGCCCCGCAACUUAACCGGAGGAGAAGAAGGAGGGCUCGCGGAUCAAGAGCAGAGGGGAGGGAGGGAGCACCGCGAGGAAGGGAGAAGUUGGCGUGUUUGUUGUUGAGCCCCCGUGUGCAGAGCCGGCCGGAGCGGGACAGAGCAGUUGCGAGUGUUUAUCCCGGCUUCAGGUUGGAGUCCGAACCCGACCGCCUCAGAACCGGGUGAACCUGCGACGGGUCUCGGUGCCCCUCUUUCUGUGACAGGAGGGGCCCUGCAGACAGCAGGCACCAUGAGGCAGCAGGCUUGGCCCGAGAGAGCGCAGACAUCACCCUUCAUCGCUCCCAACCAGGCCGGGCAGCGGAGGAAAUGCACGCCGAUGCAACGCAUGCCACAGCAGACGUGGGCCAACAUACACAUCUGAGAGCGCGGUGGCGAGCCAAUGGGUAAGGGCGGGACGAGACCGAGCGAGGGCAGUCAGUAACUCAGAUUGCGUCAUCCCAAAUGGCAAAGUGGACCGGGCCACCCUCAGAGGCAGUGAUGCCCUUGCUAACGCAUUGCCCUUCGUUAGAGCCUCCUUGUUAGAAGUCACAAGUCACAUACACCCCCCCCCCCCGCCCCUGUGAGGCCACAGAGCUGAGGGGCAGAGGAGAGGGAGAACAGAGGACGAGAGAGAGAGAGAGAGAGAGAGAGAGAGAUCGAGCAGAAAAAAGAGACUGUGACAGGCCCCCAUGCAGGCGCGUAAGAAGUAUGGUCUGCUGGGCUUGUGUGCGUGCUGCUGGCUGGUCUUCUUUUACUGGGGUGGGGGAGUCCAGCUGCGUCUGCUCCGGCUGCUGACACGCCAGCGGGGUGAAGUGGUGCGCCCGUGGCCCAACUGGACCGACAGGGCCUUCCUGCCCCGCUAUGCCCACCUGGAUGAGCUCCAGACGGACCCCGGGACGGCCGAGUCGCCCCGCCAGCGUCGCCAGGCGUGGUCCGCCAUCUACAAGGACAGUCGCUGCCGCAUGGAGACCUGUUUCGACUUCUCGCGGUGUCGCCGCAGAGGGCGGGAAGGGUUCCGGGUGUAUGUAUAUCCGUCGGAGAAGAAUGACCGCGUGUCCGAAAGCUACAGGAAGAUCCUGACGUCCAUCGCCGAGUCCCGGUACUACACGUCGGACCCGCGCGAGGCAUGCCUGUUCGUGCUCGGGAUAGACACGUUAGAUCGGGACCAGCUGUCAGGACAGUUUUUGCCCAACGUGGACGAACGCAUCCGGGGUUACCCGCUGUGGAACGACGGGCGGAACCACCUGAUCUUCAACCUGUACUCGGGCACGUGGCCAAACUACACGGAGGACCUGGGCUUCAACAUCGGCCAGGCCAUCUUAGCUAAGGCCAGCCUCAACGCGGAACAUUUCCGGCCGGGCUUCGACGUCUCCAUCCCGCUGUUCUCAAAGGAUCACCCGCAGAAGGGCGGCGAGCGGGGCUGGCUGGUGAGGAACGCCACGCCGCCGCGAAGGAAGUACCUGCUGAUGUUCAAGGGGAAGCGUUAUCUGACGGGCAUCGGCUCCGACACCAGAAACGCUCUUCACCACAUCCAUAAUGGAAAGGACAUUGUGUCGUUGACGACGUGCCGCCACGGGAAGGACUGGGAGAAGCACAAAGACGCCCGCUGUGACCAUGACAACCUGGAAUAUGAGAGGUUUGAUUACCAGGAGCUCCUCCGAAACUCCACCUUCUGCUUGGUGCCUCGAGGCCGACGCCUGGGCUCCUUUCGCUUCCUGGAGUCUCUACAGGCGGCGUGUGUCCCGGUGCUGCUGAGUAACGGUUGGGAGCUGCCGUUCUCCGAUGUCAUACAGUGGAACCAGGCGGUCAUUGAGGGAGAUGAGAGGUUACUGCUACAGGUGCCAUCCACAGUGCGAGCAGUAGGGAAUGAGAGAGUCCUGGCCCUCAGACAGAGGACCCAGAUGCUGUGGGAAGCGUACUUUUCCUCUGUGGACAAGAUAGUCCUCACCACACUGGAGAUCAUUAAGGACCGCGUGUUCUCUCACAUAUCGAGGAACAAGUACAUGUGGAACUCGCUGCCGGGAGGUCUGCUGGUCCUGCCGGAGUACUCCACUCACCUCACGCAUUUCCCUUUCUAUUACCUGGGAUUAGGGGUCAGUCCGGGUCAGGAGUUCACUGCAGUCAUCCAUGCCAUUUCCCCGCUGGUCUCCCAGUCCCAGCCAAUCAUGAAGCUGCUUCAGGUGGUCUCCAAGUCAAAAUACUGCUCCCAGAUCAUUAUUCUCUGGAACAGCGAGAAGCCGCUACCCAGUCGGAGCAAAUGGCCCCCCAUGCCCGUCCCUCUCACAGUGACAGACGGCAGGAGGAAGACCACCAGUCGGUUCCUACCUCACGUUGCCAUAGAGACGGAAGCCGUGCUGAGCUUGGACGAGGAUACGGUCCUGCUGACCAGUGAGGUGAACUUUGCCUUCUUGGUGUGGCGGAGCUUCCCCGAGCGGAUCGUAGGCUACCCCCCCAGGAGCCACUUCUGGGAUCCCCUGAAGCGCGCCUGGGGCUACACCUCCAAAUGGACCAACGACUACUCCAUCGUCCUGACCGGAGCCGCUUUCUACCACAGGUACUACCACUACCUGUUCUCCCACUACCUGCCCCAGUCUCUACGCACUCUGGUGGAUCGCACCUCCAACUGCGAGGACAUCCUCAUGAACUUCCUGGUCUCCGCUGUGACCCACCUGCCGCCGAUCAAAGUGGCUCAAAGGAAGCAGUACAAGGAGCUGCCCAGUCCGCAGGGUACAAAGAGUGUCCCCUGGGCCAACCCGGAGCACUUCAACCAGCGGCAGGAGUGCGUCAACACCUUCGCCGGCUGGUUUGGCUACAUGCCUCUGGUCCACUCCCAGUUUCGCCUGGACCCCGUGCUCUUCAAAGACCAAGUGUCUGUCCUCCGCAAGAAGUACAAGGACCUGGAGAGGGCAUAGAGACGACGGGCGGAACGGACAGGGCGGUCUGGGAGGCACCGAGGUCUGGUCUGCCGGCCUCGUUGGACUAACCGGUGGUGGACUUCCACAAAUGAAUUGGACGGUCAUGGCGGGGCAUUCAAGGACGGUCUGGGAUGUGGACAAAGUACAAUCAUCAGACAGACCCUGGUGGACUGUUCUGGACGAUACACAUAGCAAUAUGAAGAGGAAAGGGGCCUAUUUAAGUCUGAAAGAAACUUUGAAGGAUCCCCCCUGGGAAGGAGAAAAAUGUAGGGGGCUUCGACAAGAGUUCCUGUGAUUGGGCCUCUUACUGAGAAAGGACGGUCUCGACAAAAACAAAAAGGAAAGAACCGCGUGUGUGUGUGUGAACACUUCGGAUGUCUGCUAUUGCUGUGACAAUGACAAGGAAAUGACGGUCUCG
Cyclopterus lumpus (lumpfish) is the source of this 3494-nucleotide messenger RNA. RefSeq names its product exostoses (multiple) 1c (gene ext1c). Bases 851 to 3073 code for a protein of 740 amino acids. Gene Ontology annotation, molecular function: glycosyltransferase activity. The record is from RefSeq and is a predicted model, not a curated record. Gene Ontology annotation, cellular component: membrane. NCBI's taxonomy places the organism in Eukaryota, Metazoa, Chordata, Actinopteri, Perciformes, Cyclopteridae. The transcript is spliced from 12 exons.